CUAGAAGACCAAGACUCCCUCGAAUCCACAAGCCACAAGCAAUACAGAACAUGCUAAUUCUAGACUCUUCUGAAUCCAUCACACCAGGAUUCAAUAUCCACCGUCCAUUAUCUUUCCAGCACACUUCACCCAUCCUCAUAUAAAUAUCUCUCUCCCUCAAUUCUUCUACGCUAUUCAUUCUCUGAAUUUUACCUUGCGUGUCCAGAGCCUUCUCAAGGUGAAGAAGCGAAAUCCAAAGUUUUUGAUUUUUGGGUUCGUGGUUUUUUUUUUCAGUGUGUUCGAUUUUGUAUAGAGAGGAGACGAGAUGUUUGGGAGAGCACCUAAGAAGAGUGAUAAUACCAGGUAUUAUGAGAUUCUGGGAGUGUCCAAGAACGCUAGCCAGGACGAUUUGAAGAAGGCUUACAGGAAAGCAGCAAUCAAAAACCAUCCUGACAAGGGUGGCGAUCCUGAGAAGUUCAAAGAGCUGGCCCAGGCUUAUGAAGUUUUGAGUGAUCCAGAGAAGCGUGAGAUCUAUGAUCAAUAUGGUGAGGAUGCACUUAAGGAAGGAAUGGGUGGUGGUGGUGGUGUCCACAACCCUUUUGACAUUUUUGAAUCCUUCUUUGGUGGGAGCCCAUUUGGAGGUGGCAGCAGUCGGGGAAGGAGGCAGAGGCAAGGAGAGGACGUGGUUCAUCCAUUGAAGGUCUCUUUGGAGGAUCUAUAUCUGGGUACAACUAAGAAGCUCUCUCUCUCCCGUAAUGUGAUAUGCUCCAAGUGUAACGGAAAGGGAUCAAAGUCUGGAGCUUCCAUGAAAUGUCCUGGUUGCCAGGGCACUGGUGUGAAGAUCUCAGUGAGGCAGCUUGGCCCAUCAAUGAUUCAGCAGAUGCAGCAUUCUUGUAAUGAAUGUAAGGGAACUGGAGAGUCUAUUAGUGAGAAGGACAAAUGCACGCAAUGCAAGGGGGAGAAGGUUGUUCCUGAGAAGAAGGUGUUGGAGGUCAUAGUGGAGAAGGGCAUGCAUCAUGGACAGAAAAUUACAUUCCCUGGUGAAGCUGAUGAAGCGCCUGAUACAAUCACUGGAGAUAUAGUUUUUGUACUUCAGCAAAAGGAACAUCCAAAAUUCAAGAGAAAGGGCGAUGACCUUAUUGUGGAGCACACUCUGGCCCUCACUGAAGCUCUUUGCGGGUUUCAGUUUGUAUUGACACACCUGGAUGGCAGACAGCUUCUUAUAAAAUCAAACCCCGGGGAUGUUGUCAAACCUGACUCAUACAAGGGAAUCAAUGACGAGGGUAUGCCCAUGUACCAAAGGCCAUUCAUGAAGGGGAAGCUAUACAUUCAUUUCAAUGUGGAGUUCCCUGAUUAUUUGGCCGCAGAUCAGGUUAAGGCGCUUGAGGUGAUUUUGCCUGCAAGGCCAUCGAGUCAGUUGACAGAUAUGGAGCUAGAUGUGUGUGAGGAGACUACACUGCAUGAUGUUAAUAUGGAGGAGGAGAUGAGAAGGAAGCAGCAACAGGCUCGACAGGAGGCAUAUGAAGAGGAUGAAGAUACGCCUAGCGGCGCACAGAGGGUUCAAUGUGCCCAGCAGUGAUUUAAUUCAAUUUAGUGCUGUAGGUUGGGCUACUUGUGGAGCUUGAAACAUGAAUACAUGUAAUGGACUUGUAAACCAAGUGGUUUUGUGAUGAUAAUCUUGAAAAUUUUAAAGAAAAUGACAGGAUUUUCUUAAAUGUUAA
This is a messenger RNA of Manihot esculenta (cassava), 1700 nucleotides long. RefSeq names its product dnaJ protein homolog. The transcript is spliced from 6 exons. Gene Ontology annotation, molecular function: ATP binding; Hsp70 protein binding. Gene Ontology annotation, cellular component: cytoplasm; cytosol. The record is from RefSeq and is a predicted model, not a curated record. Gene Ontology annotation, biological process: protein refolding; response to heat. NCBI's taxonomy places the organism in Eukaryota, Viridiplantae, Streptophyta, Magnoliopsida, Malpighiales, Euphorbiaceae. The coding region runs from base 305 to 1558 and encodes 417 amino acids.